ACAGCCAACCGGAUCUCAACACAAUACUAACCGCGUUAAACCAACUUCAGUUAGACAACCAAACCCUUCACCAAAAAAACACAGAACUUAGAGAUGUUCUUAAUCAAUUUCGUGCCCAAGGAGUUGACAAUAAUUAUAAGGAGCCCAAAGUAAGCCUCCCGGAUAAAUUCGAUGGCACACGAAGUGGGCCUCCUUGGAAGCUUGUUAACUGGAUCAGCUUUAGCUUGGUUCACACCUUUGUUGGAAAAGCAAUCAAAGCUUCUAGAAGACUUGGGGAACUGGUCAAAGAGUUUGAGGCAACGUUUGGCGAUGCUGACAAGUCCAGGACCGCCGCUAACAAGAUACGAAAACUUGUUCAAGGAUCUAGGCCAGCCUCAAACUACGCUUCUGAAUUUAGACAGAUUGCUAGCGACCUGGACUGGGGUGAAGCAGCACUGGUCGACCAGUUCAGAACCGGGUUACGAGAUGACAUAAAAGACUUACUUCUUACCAUAGAAGACCCCACCUUGUUAAAUGAUGCAAUUUCAAAGGCGCAUCCCAGAGAUUCAGGAUCAGGAAGACACCAAAUCUCAGCACCCAGCAAUUCAGCAAGCUCUGUCACAGAACCUAUGCAAAUUGAUGCUGUACGAUAUAAGCCACUGUCCGUUGGAGAGAAGGAACGAAGACCCCCAGCUGUAGUAAGGGGACUACGGCUAGAUCAAGACAUUAGCUUAAACCCCAAAAUACUAUUAUCCUAUUCAUCUAAUACCCUUACUCCUAAACUGAGUUUACACUUACCGGGCGGCUCCGAGGUUAAAAUAGUAGCUUUAGUCGACUCUGGUGCCUCUGCUUGUUUUCUAGACACUACUUUCGCUCAAGAAUGUAAUAUACCCAUUUACAAAAAAGAACUACCAUUUUCAGUAGAAGUGAUCGAUGGCAGGAAAAUCUCUUCUGGGAAUGUUACUCAUGAACCGGGACCCUUACUUAUAUGCCUCCAAGACCACUAUGAAAAAAUGUUGUUCAAUCUUAUUUCAUCACCCUAUUAUCCAAUAAUCCUGGGCUUACCAUGGCUUGACUUACAUAACCCUACAAUUAAUUGGCAUGAACGUUCCAUAAUCUUUUCCGAUCCAAUGUGUAAAGAGCACCACACGAGCUCAAG
Molecule: messenger RNA, 1138 nt
Organism: Racocetra persica
Lineage: Eukaryota; Fungi; Glomeromycota; Glomeromycetes; Diversisporales; Gigasporaceae
Source: the annotation of a GenBank genome assembly